Jatropha curcas is the source of this 2284-nucleotide messenger RNA. Its product is annotated as mannosyl-oligosaccharide 1,2-alpha-mannosidase MNS1. The record is from RefSeq and is a predicted model, not a curated record. Lineage: Eukaryota; Viridiplantae; Streptophyta; Magnoliopsida; Malpighiales; Euphorbiaceae. Gene Ontology annotation, biological process: mannose trimming involved in glycoprotein ERAD pathway; carbohydrate metabolic process. Gene Ontology annotation, cellular component: endoplasmic reticulum; Golgi membrane. Gene Ontology annotation, molecular function: mannosyl-oligosaccharide 1,2-alpha-mannosidase activity; calcium ion binding.
GGAUGAGUAACCAAACGUUUCCUUGGUAUCUGUUUGGCAGCAAAAGGAGUCUACGUUUUGCGUCAAAGCUGCUUUUCUCUGCUCUACUUUUGGCCUGGGCAUUUCUUUUCAAGUAUCAUCACUUACCUUCUUCUUUCCCAUCAAUUCCCGUUUCUCUCUGCUCGCCAGAAACGGAAGAUCAAAAUGGGGAGGAGUAGAUCGUCAACAUCGUCAAGCAAGUGGAGGUAUUGUAAUCCAUCUUAUUAUCUCAAGAGACCGAAGCGCUUGGCUUUGCUUUUUAUCGCCUUUGUUUGUGCUUCUUUGCUCAUUUGGGAUCGUCAGACUCUCGUCAGAGAACACGAGGUGGAAGUUUCCAAACUGAAUGAAGAAGUGAACAACUUAAAAGCGACGCUAGAAGAGUUAAAGAAUAUUCAUGGAGAUGCAAUUAAAGUGAUUAGUAAUAAAUCUAACAAGCCUUCCCAAAAGGCUGUUCCUGACGAUCCAAUUGACAUUCAACGGAGAGAGAAAGUAAAAGAAGCUAUGAUUCAUGCGUGGAGUUCGUAUGAGACGUAUGCAUGGGGCCAUGAUGAACUUCAGCCACAGUCAAAGAAUGGCGUCGAUAGUUUUGGUGGUCUUGGAGCAACUCUAGUUGACUCUCUUGACACCUUAUUUAUAAUGGGUCUGGAUGAGCAAUUCCAAAGAGCCAGAGAGUGGGUUGCAAAUUCAUUGGACUUUAACAAGGAUUAUGAUGCUAGUGUCUUUGAGACAACCAUAAGAGUUGUUGGUGGACUACUUAGUGCGUACGAUCUUUCAGGGGACAAAGUUUUCCUGGAGAAGGCCAAAGACAUCGCGGAUAGAUUGCUGCCUGCAUGGAAUACGCAGACUGGGAUCCCUUAUAACAUCAUUAACUUGGUGCACGGCAAUGCACAUAACCCUGGAUGGACUGGUGGCGAUAGUAUCCUUGCAGAUUCUGGCACAGAACAACUUGAAUUUAUUGCUCUUUCCCAAAGGACGGGAGACCCAAAGUAUCAGCUGAAGGUGGAGAAGGUUAUAACUGAGAUCAAUAAAACCUUUCCUGCUGAUGGUUUGCUUCCAAUCUAUAUUAGUCCUGAUACUGGAACUGGGUCAUACUCAACCAUAACUUUUGGUGCCAUGGGUGACAGCUUUUAUGAGUAUUUGCUCAAAGUUUGGAUUCAAGGAAACAAAACUUCAUCCGUGAGACACUAUAGAGAAAUGUGGGAGAAAUCGAUGAAAGGCCUAUUGAGCUUAGUUAGGAAAACCACACCAUCAUCUUUCACAUACAUUUGUGAGAAGAGUGGAGAGACACUGGCUGACAAGAUGGAUGAAUUAGCAUGCUUUGCUCCAGGAAUGCUAGCUUUAGGAUCUUCUGGUUAUGGGCCUGCUGACUCCGAGAAAUUUCUUUCGCUUGCAAAGGAGCUUGCUUGGACUUGCUACAAUUUCUACCAAUCAACACCAACUAAAUUGGCUGGAGAGAAUUAUUUUUUCCACUCUGGCGAGGACAUGACUGUGGGUACAUCAUGGAACAUAUUGAGACCAGAAACAAUUGAAUCACUCUUCUAUCUGUGGCGUUUCACUGGCAAUAAGACAUAUCAGGAGUGGGGUUGGAAUAUAUUCCAAGCAUUUGAAAAGAACUCACGUGUUGAGGCUGGAUACGUUGGACUGAAGGAUGUGACUACAGGUGUCAAAGACAAUAUGAUGCAAAGCUUUUUCCUUGCAGAGACACUUAAGUAUCUCUAUCUUCUUUUCUCACCGCCUUCAGUCAUCCCAUUAGACGAGUGGGUUUUCAACACAGAAGCCCAUCCUCUCAGAAUCGUGACUCGACACGAUGCGGACACUUCUGGGCUGCAAUUAGAGAAAAAACAAACUAGUAGGAUUCAUGGCAGGAAAGGAGGUCAGUUUGCUGAUCAUUAGGAUUCAUUUCCUGUGUGAUGUUUUGAAGCCUUGAUUUUAUCUCCAUGAAAAUAUAGAAAGUUAUUAAUAUCAGAAAAAAUUGGUUGAAGGCCUCGUGGAAUGAAUGCUGUUCCCAUUGAGUAAUAAUGUGGUGCAACAAAAUUUUCCAUUCCAGGCUGCUAGAAAUUGUUGUAGUCUAUACACAUGGAUAUGUAGGCAUAGAGUGUAGCUAAUUCCUAUAUAGGACUAGUUUACCUUUUUACCCUUGAACUAAUUUAGCAGCUUGAGAUUUUAUCUCAUAUUUACACGCUUUGACAAUUCAGACAUGAAUUUUAUUUUUUUUAAAAUAACAUUAUAGUAUUCUUGCUGUUAAUUUGUUGUCGCUUUGGUUUUA